CAGAGUUAAGAGUCACAAAAAUGGGCAACAAAAAGGAGAGAAUAAAGGACUUCAUCACUGCGGAACGUGUGGCUAUAUUCUUUGGCCUGCUGUCCACAUGUCUGAUCGUUGCCCUCGUAAUUGUGGUCGUUCACAGGGAUAAUUUGUGGAUAGAGUUGGACGAAGCCAAAAGGAAGUUGGAUGUGCUGGAAGACUACAUUCAAAGCCACUUGUUUAAUACCAUUUCUAAUAGAUAGACAACAGAAAUGAGGGUUUUUACAUUUUAUUUUAAGAUAUACUAUGUUUUGAAUAAUGA
This is a messenger RNA of Drosophila rhopaloa, 295 nucleotides long. RefSeq lists its product as uncharacterized. The transcript is spliced from 2 exons. The record is from RefSeq and is a predicted model, not a curated record. NCBI's taxonomy places the organism in Eukaryota, Metazoa, Arthropoda, Insecta, Diptera, Drosophilidae. Bases 21 to 236 code for a protein of 71 amino acids.